UCUCACUUCUAGUUUCUGCACAAAGACAUUGAUUUUUACUUUUACCUGGAAGCUUAUAUGUAUCCCAGAAUAAUCACAUACCCAUCACUUUCCUUCCUAGCGCGUGCACCCACGUUCACUCCAACCCCAUUGAAUGAACCCGAAGGUACAAUCCACGCGCCUUUCAUUUCUCACCGACCUUAUUAUAUCUACUUUUCUCAUCAUCUAUUCUCUCAGAUACUGACACGGAUUAGUACCUAUUACCCAAAACCAACAAACAAAUAAAUUAGAAAACACACCCACAUAGUAAAUUUGAGAAAUAUCAAAGCUUUUUUCAGUUGCAGGAAACAUGGAAGAAGACCAAGAAACAGUACCCACUUCACCAAAACAAGCAUCAUCAUCAUCACCAUCAUCAUCGUACAUGUUACUUCUUAGGGUUAUGAGCAAAAGGAGAACAUGGGUAUGUAUUUUUGUUACAGUUUAUGGCAUCCUUUUAACUUGUUCAUGGAAUUUCCUUGAAUCUAUACUUUCUUGGUACAAAUUACAAUCCCAGCCAUCUUCUUCUUCUUCAUCUGGGUGGCCUGCCCUUUAUGCCUCUGUGCUUCUGGGGGCAGUAUUUGGGAUGCUUUCAAUGGUUGCAGCCCUUGCAGUGAUGGUUCCUGCCACUUUGGUCACAUGGAUCACAAUUAUUGUUUUAUUGACUUUCUUUGGGAAGCCAAAGAGGGAUUUAGUUGUGGAAGGAAGGAUGAUUACUAAGGAAAUCGUUGGGUUUCUGCUCAAGAUUUUGUUGAAAGAGGGGAAUGUUGUGGCUGCUGUUUGUGCUGUUUUGGGCUACUUUGCACUUGUGAGGAGGAAUAAUGAGGGUGAUUUAUUGAAUGGUUAGAUGGGUUUGGUUUCUGAUUUUGAAUUUGAAUUUGAAUUUUGAUGGGGUUGGUUUGUGAUGUAGGGAUUUUGAUAUUGGGGAGAAGGGUUUUCAAAUUCAGAAUUCUUGUGGGCUUUUUUUGAAACUUUUUUUUUUUAGGCUGGGUAUGUAACACUAGCAGUUCUAGAUUUGUUAAUUAUAAUGUAUGUUUUUGGUGAUUAAUUAAUCUAUCUAAUGAGCUGCUCUUCCUUA
This is a messenger RNA of Quercus robur (English oak), 1093 nucleotides long. RefSeq lists its product as uncharacterized. The coding region runs from base 329 to 862 and encodes 177 amino acids. Lineage: Eukaryota; Viridiplantae; Streptophyta; Magnoliopsida; Fagales; Fagaceae. The record is from RefSeq and is a predicted model, not a curated record. The transcript has a single exon.